This is a messenger RNA of Iphiclides podalirius (scarce swallowtail), 114 nucleotides long. NCBI's taxonomy places the organism in Eukaryota, Metazoa, Arthropoda, Insecta, Lepidoptera, Papilionidae. The record is from the annotation of a GenBank genome assembly.
AUGACUUCAAAAAACGAUUGUUGUGUACGUGAAUACACUACAACACGUGGACUGUCGCUGCUUAUAUGGGAUUUCUUGCUAUUCGGUAAAGUAUCAAAAGAUGGCGCAAUCUCG